Molecule: messenger RNA, 498 nt
Organism: Symbiodinium sp. CCMP2456
Lineage: Eukaryota; Dinophyceae; Suessiales; Symbiodiniaceae
Source: the annotation of a GenBank genome assembly
AUGUCAAUGUCGACGCUAUCGUGGUCCGCCUUGGCCGAAGAAGUCUUGCGUGGUCAUCAACUGACCGUAGAAGAAGGUCUUUCCAUUCUUCACUCGUCGGAUGAAGAACUGCUGGACGUGAUGUCCGCUGCGUUCAAGAUCCGCCGCCAACACUUUGGCAAGACAGUCCAACUUUACCAGUUGAUGAAUGCCAAGAGCGGUCUCUGUCCUGAAGACUGUGGUUACUGUUCGCAGUCGAAAGUUUCCGAUGCCGAGAUUCCCAAGUACAACUUCCUAAGCCGUGACAAGCUGAUGGAAGGGGCCAAAGUUGCCGCCGAACGGGACGUGAAGACCUACUGCAUCGUCAUUUCGGCUCGGGGUCCGAAUGAACGGGAAAUGAAGGCGGUCGAAACAAUCGUUCCUGAGAUCAAAGAAAAGUACGAUCUCAAGAUUUGCGCUUGCUUGGGGCUGCUUUCCCCAGAACAAGCAGAUCGACUGAAGGCCUGUGGCGUCGACCGU